AUGGUGAUGUUCGUGUACAAGCGUGAUGGGCGCAAAGAGCCUAUCGCGUUCGAUAAAAUCACUGCUAGGAUCAACAAGCUCUCGUUCGGCCUCGACUCUUCCUUCAUAGAGCCCGCCGAGAUCACUAUGAAGGUCGUUGCUGGUAUUCACAGUGGAUGUACAACUGUGGAGCUCGAUAACCUCGCUGCUGAGACAGCUGCCUAUCUCACCACCAAGCACCCAGAUUAUGCCAUCCUCGCCGCCCGAAUCGCCAUCUCCAACCUUCACAAGGAGACCAAGAAAUCCUUUUCCGCCGUCGUCCACGACUUGUACGAAUGGGUCAACCCCAAGACCGGAAAACACGCGCCAAUGAUCGCUGACGAAGUCUAUAAAGUCGUCAUGGCCAACAAGGAGCGUCUCGACUCGGUCAUUAUCUACGACCGUGAUUUCGCCUACAAUUACUUUGGGUUCAAGACUCUUGAACGAUCCUACUUGCUCCGAAUCAAUGGAAAGAUUGUUGAACGACCUCAACACAUGAUCAUGCGUGUGGCCGUCGGAAUUCACGGUGCCGAUGUCGAUCGUGCCAUUGAAACAUACAACCUCAUGUCGGAGCGAUAUUUUACCCACGCCUCGCCCACACUGUUCAACGCCGGAACUCCUCACCCUCAAAUGUCCUCCUGCUUCCUUGUCGCCAUGCGAGACGACUCCAUUGACGGCAUCUACGAGACUUUGAAGACCUGCGCUCAGAUCUCCAAGACUGCCGGAGGUAUCGGACUUCACAUUCACAACAUUCGAGCCAAGGGCUCCUACAUUGCCGGUACCAACGGAUACUCGAACGGUAUCGUACCUAUGCUCCGAGCCUUUGACGCCACCGCUCGUUACGUCGACCAGGGUGGAAACAAGCGUCCUGGUGCCUUUGCCAUCUAUCUAGAGCCCUGGCACGCCGAUGUCUUUGACUUCCUCGACUUGCGAAAGAAUCACGGUAAGGAAGAGGUCCGAGCCCGUGAUCUUUUCUACGCCCUCUGGAUACCCGACCUGUUCAUGAAGCGAGUCGAAGCCGACGGUGACUGGACCCUCAUGUGUCCUGCCGAAUGCCCUGGUCUCGCCGAUGUCCAUGGAGCCGAAUUUGAAGCACUCUAUGAAGGCUACGAAAAGGCCGGCAAGGGCCGAAAGACCAUCAAGGCUCAGAAACUCUGGUUCGCCAUCCUUGAGGCCCAGACCGAGACCGGUACUCCCUACAUGCUUUACAAGGAUGCUGCAAAUGCCAAGUCCAACCAAAAGCACCUGGGAACCAUCAAGUCUUCCAACUUGUGUACCGAAAUCAUUGAAUACUCUGCUCCUGACGAGGUCGCCGUCUGCAACUUGGCCUCGCUCGCUCUUCCCGCCUUUGUUGACAUGGAGAGACGGGUGUACGACUUCAAGAAACUGCACGAGAUCACCAAAGUUGUAACAAAGAAUCUCGAUCAGGUUAUCAACCGCAACUACUACCCCGUCAAGGAGGCUCAGAACUCUAAUUUCCGUCACAGACCCAUCGGUCUGGGUGUUCAAGGUCUCGCCGAUGCUUUCAUGGCCUUGAGAAUGCCUUUCGAUUCGCCUGCCGCUCGAGAGCUCAACAUUCAGAUCUUCGAGACAAUCUACCAUGCCGCGUUGGAGGCUUCGUGCGAGCUGGCUCAGGUCCACGGGAAAUAUGAAUCUUACGAGGGAUCACCCAUCUCUGAGGGCAAACUACAAUUUGACAUGUGGGGCCGUGUGCCCUCUGAUCUCUGGGACUGGACCGACCUGCGAGCUCAGAUUGCCCAACACGGAGUUCGAAACUCGCUCCUCGUCGCGCCUAUGCCUACCGCCUCGACAUCGCAGAUCCUCGGAUGGAAUGAAUGCUUUGAGCCAUACACAUCCAUGCUGUACGCUCGGCGAGUGUUGUCUGGAGACUUCCAGGUCGUCUGCCCUUGGCUGUUGCGUGAUCUCAUCAACCUUGGCCUGUGGGACGAUGACAUGAAGAACUUGAUUAUUGCUGCCGGUGGAUCUAUCCAACACAUUCCCAACAUCCCUGCCGAGCUCAAGGCGAUCUACAAAACUGUCUGGGAAUUGUCCCAAAAGGCGAUCAUCGAUCUGGCCGCUGACCGUGGAGCUUUCAUCGAUCAAAGUCAAUCUCUUAAUAUUCACUUGUCCAACCCUUCCUUUGCCCAGCUCACUUCGAUGCACUUUUACGGAUGGAAGCGUGGUCUCAAAACGGGCAGUUACUACCUGCGUACACGACCCUCAGCCCAGGCUAUCCAGUUCACUAUCGACGCGAAGACUCUCAAAGAGGCCAAAGCCAACGCUUCCGCAAGCAAAGCAGCCACAUCUUUGCCAUCCGUCGAGAAUGUCGUUGCACCCAUGCGCCAAAUCUCCAUCGCCACGAAGGCUGAUGCCACACCUGUCCCCGAGUCCGUGACGGCUGCUUCUACAGCCAGAGAGGCCCGCAUGACACUCGAAUCAUCGCCUGGACCUUCAGAAGAGGAGGAAAUCUCAUAUGAAGAGGCCAAGAGACGUGCCGAGGAGCGAGCGGAAGCUGCCCUGCAAUGUAGUAUCGACAACAAGGAGGCUUGUCUUAUGUGUUCAGGAUAG
Messenger RNA from Kockovaella imperatae, 2586 nucleotides. Its product is annotated as putative ribonucleoside-diphosphate reductase large chain. The record is from RefSeq and is a predicted model, not a curated record. Bases 1 to 2586 code for a protein of 861 amino acids. NCBI's taxonomy places the organism in Eukaryota, Fungi, Basidiomycota, Tremellomycetes, Tremellales, Cuniculitremaceae. The transcript has 11 exons. Gene Ontology annotation, cellular component: ribonucleoside-diphosphate reductase complex. Gene Ontology annotation, biological process: deoxyribonucleotide biosynthetic process; DNA replication. Gene Ontology annotation, molecular function: ribonucleoside-diphosphate reductase activity, thioredoxin disulfide as acceptor; ATP binding.